Molecule: messenger RNA, 1320 nt
Organism: Peronospora farinosa
Lineage: Eukaryota; Oomycota; Peronosporomycetes; Peronosporales; Peronosporaceae
Source: the annotation of a GenBank genome assembly
AUGCUUUCCGUCACAAGUCCCCGUUCUUCCCAGACACCGUCACUAUGGGCAGCACCGCCCGCCGCUUCCUGGACGACCGAGGAGAUCAGCAUGAUCCAAGAAAUGUUCCUCUCGGACGACAAUGCCAUUCAGGUCCAAGAUAUCUCCAUCUACGACAGCAAGCAGCCGGUCGCCGAGGACCUGCUCGCCAUAUCGGUGGAGCAGGGCGCCGACGCCACGAGCAUGCUGUUGUCCCCCAUCGGUGCCGAUGACGCCUUUCUGCAGCAAUUCAUGGUGGACGAGAAGGUCGCCAUGACUGCGUUUUUCCUUGAGGCCAUCGACCCGUUCAAGAAUGUCCCCAUGGUGCCCAACCCCAUAGAGCAAGAACCUGUUUCACUAGUACCGGUAGUGUCAGCUGUAAUCAGCCCAAGCGACGGUCGACCGGUCGACCACGUGCUGGCCAAGCUACGUACAAAGAUGAACGCGCUCAAUCGCAUCUAUUACUCCCGCUGCAUGAACAUGUCAGAUGCAGAUGACUCGAGCGUAAACAAGGCCAAGCUUGUGCUCGCGAUUGAGAGGCUGCAGCGCGUCGUCCAGGGCCUCUCCAUAGAGAAUGCCCGACUCAAGACGGACACAACAAGUUGUGCGCAGCGCUGUGAGCUGCUUCUGAAGGAAAGCAGCGACGGUCGUGCAGAGCUGGAGCAACUGAGUCAGUCUAUCGACGGGUCCACAUGCACUACAGCUGUGACAGCGGGUAUGAACCUGGCGUUGAACUACUCCAUGGACGGUGAAGUACUCCGAGAUCAUCAGAGCGAGAACGGUUGGAAGUACAAGAGCGUAGUGUCCCCGGAUGGCAUGUUCAUCUAUAGUCUAUCAAAGGAGUACUCGAAGGAGGUGAACAUGCAUGAGGUGAUGCAAAAGUCGUGGACCAGCGUGAGCAGCUCCGAGAACUUCUCAAGCAUCUACUAUGGCUCCAUCAAGGCAAAGCUCGUAAAGAAAGUGGGUAAGGAGGCUAUCAUCAUGUAUGAUAUUGCUAACUACGACGCAACGCGUGUGGACCGCGUAGUUGCUGUAUUGUUCCGAGUGGAGAUACCGAACGGGUUCCUUUUGGGCAUGCGCUCCCUUGAUGUGUCUCUGACUACCACGUCCAAGAACAUACACCAGAUGAACUGCACGGCGUGGCAGCGGUACGAGUGCAAAGAAGACGGCGGAUUUGUGGUCACUUCUUGUGGCCAAUUGUCGUAUCCUUCGCGAGCGGAUAUUGACUUUAUGGCGAUAGAGAUCAUGUGUUUGCACUUGCGGUGGGAGAGUCGUGUAAUGGGUCUGCAGUUGAUAGUUUAA